Messenger RNA from Rhipicephalus microplus (southern cattle tick), 1088 nucleotides. RefSeq names its product very long chain fatty acid elongase AAEL008004. Gene Ontology annotation, molecular function: fatty acid elongase activity. The record is from RefSeq and is a predicted model, not a curated record. Gene Ontology annotation, cellular component: endoplasmic reticulum membrane. Gene Ontology annotation, biological process: sphingolipid biosynthetic process; fatty acid elongation, saturated fatty acid; very long-chain fatty acid biosynthetic process. Lineage: Eukaryota; Metazoa; Arthropoda; Arachnida; Ixodida; Ixodidae.
AACAAGGAGCCCACAGGCGCACAUAACGCAGCCAAGAUGAGAUUCACGCUGAAUCCAGUAGCGUUGUCCAACCACAUCGUUCGGAUGGGGGAUCCCCGAACGCGCGACUAUCCGUUGGUCACCAACCCACUCUUCGUAUUCCCAAUGGUCGCCUUCUACCUGUACUUCGUCAAGGUGGCUGGUCCACGCUGGAUGAAGGACAAGAAGCCCUUCGACGUCGUCAACCUCGUCCGUGUGUACAACCUGUUCAUGGUGGCAAUGUCGAUAAGGUUCCUUUACCUCAUGCUGCCGUUCACGUACUUGCCCGGCGGCCACUAUGACCUCUGGUGCCAGGGCAUCACGGGCUACAUGGACGACGAGAUGAGGGCCUACUACAAGCAGGGCUGGGUCUUCACAGCCGUCCGGUACGCCGACCUGUUGGACACGGUGUUUUUCGUGCUGCGCAAGAAGUUCACCCACAUAUCGCACCUGCACGUGAUACACCACACACUCGUGACCAUCAACGUGUGGUUCUACACACUGUUCGCGCCAGAGGGCCAGCCGGCGCUGGGGCUGGCACUGAAUGUCGCUGUUCACGUUGUCAUGUACUCGUACUACUUCCUCACCACAUUGGGGCCAAAGGUACGCAAGUAUCUGUGGUGGAAGAAGUAUCUUACGGCUGUGCAGAUAGUUCAGUUUAUCAUCAUGAUCAUUCACUUUUCCAUACCGCUGUUCGUUGACUGCGGCUUUCCCAGGCACCUUAUCAUCAUCGGAAACGCGCAAACUUUCCUCGUGUUGUGCCUUUUUGUCAACUUUUACGUCAAGAACUAUUCGCGUAGUGACUCCUCCUCGACGAGAAAGCUUGCACCGGAGCCGAUGCACGACAAUUCCGCGUCGGCUUGUAAGGCUGAGUAGCUUUAGUCCUUACAGCACGUAAAUGCACCAGCAGCAUUGGGACGUAAAGCUUGAGUCAAACCACGAUGACUAUUUGCCACUGCUCUAAGUACAAAUGCUGUGAUCACCCAACAGCACCCUACAUCAUGACGCGUUGAGCUUGUUCUGAACUUCCUUGUAGGAGCAUAGAAAUGUGAAGUGGUAAAUGUAAUUUU